This is a messenger RNA of Pyrgilauda ruficollis (rufous-necked snowfinch), 9162 nucleotides long. RefSeq names its product protein prune homolog 2-like. Gene Ontology annotation, cellular component: cytoplasm. Gene Ontology annotation, biological process: apoptotic process. The transcript is spliced from 16 exons. NCBI's taxonomy places the organism in Eukaryota, Metazoa, Chordata, Aves, Passeriformes, Passeridae. Gene Ontology annotation, molecular function: pyrophosphatase activity. The annotation marks the transcript as partial. The record is from RefSeq and is a predicted model, not a curated record.
GGGGCGCCGAGCGGGGCAGCGCCGGGCGGGCAGCCCGGCCGUGCUCCUGCCCAUCCCUGCGCCCGGCCGGAGCCAUGGAGGAGUUCCUGCAGCGCGCCCAGUCCCGGCUGAACAGGAGCAAACGCCUGGAAAAAGUCCAUGUUGUUCUUGGGAAUAAACCCUGUGAUUUGGAUUCACUGAUUUCUACCCUGGCCUACGCCUACUUUCUAGACAAGGUCAGUCCUCCUGAUGUUCUCUGCUUACCUGUGUUGAACAUACCAAGAAAAGAUUUCAGCUACUUUACUGAGACAAGAUUUAUUUUGGACGAGCUGAAAAUCCCAGAGUCAUUCCAUAUCUUCCGAGAUGAAAUCAAUUUGCAUCAGCUGAAUGCUGAAGGGAAAUUGUCUUUAACGCUUGUAAACAGCAACAUGCUGACAAGUGAGGAUAAAAGUUUGGAAUCAGCUGUUGUCAAAGUCAUCAAUCCAGAUGAGCAAUGUGACAGGAGCCUGGAGUUACAAGCAUGUUCUUCCUCUUUAGUCGUAAAAGAGAUUCUUCAAAAGGCACCAGAGUUAAUCACUCAGCAACUGGCUUAUCUCCUCAGAGGGAGCAUUCUCUUCAAGUGCAUGUCUUUGGAAGCUGACAGAAUGACAGAGCACCAGGAGAAAGUACUGUCAGUUUUGGAGGAAAAGUUUCCAGAUCUUCCACCAAGAGAGGAAAUUAUCUCUGUUCUCCAGGAGACUCAGUUUAACACCCAAGCUGUGAGCAUUGAGGAGGUUAUGCUCAAGGAUCUCAAGGAGAUUUCAGAUGGAGAAAUCAAAGUAGCGAUUAGCACUGUGUACGUGACACUGGAGGACUGCAAAUUACACAGGAGUCUCAUUGGUGAUCUGAAAGCAUUCAUAGAUAAAUAUGGGUUUGACGUACUUGUCAUUUUGGCCAACUGCUUGUCAGAUGAGAAGCAAACAAAACAACAAAUAGCAAUAUACUCGGAAAAUGUAGAGCUAGGCAAUCAAAUCUGCUGUGAAUUAGAAGAAUGUCAAAAUCCUUGUUUGGAGCUAGAUCCUCUAGAAUGUGAAUGUGACCAAAUUCUCAUUUAUCAUCAAGAAAAUUCUUCAGUGACCUGUGAUCAAAUUCUUCUUCUAAUUAAGGAAGUUAUAAAUAGAAGGCAACCAGAAAUGGUAUCAAACAGUAGAACUUCUUCUACUGAAGCUGUUGCUGGAAGUGCUCCACUUUCACAAGGAUCUUCUGGUAUUAUGGAGUUAUAUGGUUCUGAUGUGGAACCACAGCCCAGUUCUGCCAAUUUUAUAGAAAAUCCUCAAGAUCUAAAUGGGUCUGUGCAAGCCCACAUUGAUGUUAAUGUAGACCUUGUGAGUCCAGACAGUGGCUUGGCUACCAUUAGAAGCAGCCGGUCUUCCAAGGAGAGUUCUGUUUUUCUUAGUGAUGAUAGCCCUGUUGCAGAAGGUGCUGCACAUCACAGUCUUCUGCCUGGCUUUGAUUCCUACAGCCCUAUUCCUGAAGGAGCAAUAGCUGAAGAGCAAAAGUCUCAGUCAGGAAGCAAUAGCGAUAACUUUGGUCUUUUCAAUUUUGAUCUAGUGCCCAUGGUUACAGCUCCAUCUCAGUCAUCUCGCUCUGUUGAUUGUUCCCCAGCAGAUGACUAUUUUCUCAAUAGUGAUUCAUCAGAAGGGCAUCAGCUUACUCUGAAGAAAAAACUUGAUGAGACAAACCUAUCAGAAAAUGAUACAGUAAAGUAUUCAACUGACUUACUUACAACAAAAAUUGAGGAAGACAAUCUGGCUGAAUUUGAUGAGAAUACAGGAGAAAUGUGUGAGAAAACUUCAAGUUUGAUUGAUUUAGUUGAAGGUGAUUCUUCUUCACCAGAAGUGUUGAAAUCUGCUGAUUCAAGAAUUCCACCAACUCCUAUGAAUAGUCUUGUGGAUACUUCACCAUUAGAUAAUGGGCAGCCUUUAAUUUUCUCACAAGAUGUCAUAAAAAAAAUUAAUGAAAUAGAUGGCACAAAUUACUCUCCAUCUCGUGUUAGAUAUGGGAGCUGGUGGGAUGGCUUUGAUCUAGAUUCCAGAAAUGCUGAUGCAUGGAGUUCAAGUGAACAGGAAUCUGUAUUUCAGAGUCCUGUCUUGUGGAAAGAUUCUAAAGAAAGUCCUUUGCUACGAGAACAUACUGAUAGAAGAGCCUCAGAUUCUGUGUUCCUCCAAAAACAGCCAAAACAAAUGGAAUAUAUGAAAGCAGGUCUAUGGGAUAAUCAGUUUAAAGAAGAUAACUGGAACAAUGAGAAUCAAGAGAAAAACAGUGAACAUUCCUGUUUGCAAACUGCUUCUUUAGAUGAGACAAAGCAAGAGGUGGAGAGCUUUACAGACCUGUGGAAGGUCAGCCAACCAACACCUGUGAUGUCAGAUGCAUGGUGUAGCAGUGAAGGAAAAGAUAGCCAGCUAGCUGGAGACUCUUACAAAAUCUGGACUGAGUUUGAUGAAGGAAAUGCUGGUAAAUCCUCAGAAAAUGUAUGGAACAUGCGCAAACUAGAUAGAGAGUUAAAAGCGGUGAAUAUUCCUGAGGAAUGGGCCAUAUCAAAAACUGGUUUAUCACAUUCUUCAGAAAUCACAGUGGGCAAUGAAACUGAAAAUCCAGAAGUGUGGGAUAAAGGAAGGUGUUAUUCAAUAGAAGACUGUGGCAAAUCUGAAAAUGUAACUUUUGUUUUCAACAAUAUGCAAAAUAAUUCCAAGCUGAACACAGGGGAAAAAACUGCAUUUGGAGAUCCUAAACAUAGACCAAAACAAUUUGAAAAUAUAGAUAGCUGGAAUAUGUAUGAUAAAAACAUCAGAAAAGAAGUAACAGAAGUAGUGGUGCCAUGGGAGGAUACCUUCUUAUAUAAAAACUCGGAUCUUAGUUCCUCAAAUAUAGCAGAAGAUUUAGUUGUUUCUCCACCAGACACCAAUUAUUCAACAUCUGAUUCAUAUAUAUCACCUACAUAUGUGGAAGAUGAAAGAGAAAAUGAGGACAAGGAUUUUGAAGAAGAAACAGUUACUGGUAAAUUCAUGAACAAAAACUUGGCUGAGUCAAAAGUACUUGAGAAAUCAAGUAAGGAACCGUUAUCUCCUAACAAUGUGCCUUUUUCAAAUGCUAGAAAUACAGAUAUCUGGAACACUCCCCUAAAUAACAUCACCCAGUUACAAGAAAGAAAUUCUGAAAUUCCAGUUCUUUCUGCCUCUGCUAAACCUUGCCUUAAUUCAGAACAAACAGCUGAUGUAUGUUUCUCAGCUGAAACAUGUAGCAGUGAAAAUAACUUUCCUGUAUCUGAAAGCAGAAGAGUAAUACUGGCAUAUAAUCAAACAGUGAAUGACUUAUCACCAUCACAGAAUGAAUUAAAUACUAGACAGAGAGCAGCUGACAAGGCAGAAGCAGUGGGCAGUGUAGAAGACACAAACAUCUCUACGCCAACUUCAGAAAAUGAGAAUGGUUUGGAUCUGAAAAUAUGUGACUUAGGGAGUGAGAUGCUUAGUAAGAAUGCAGCACAAGACACUGCCAGUAUUGAUGAAGAGCUGGGUAUUGAGGAUUCAGUGCAACAGCUGGACUCAUGGCGUUUACAGAGUGAGCAGAGCUGUGAGGAAGGCUGGGAUAAUGCCACUGUCAUCUCUAAGGAAGGAGAAGAAUGUAAGAGAACACAUGUGUCAAGUGGGCAGCAGAUGAUAAAUGACAUUUGUAAUAAACCAGUGCAAGAGGACAAUGAAUCUUCAGAUAAAACAGAUUUGGAAGAAAAUGAGCCAACAAGUGAAGUUGCCAGCUCCCUAGAAAAACUGAGAAAUAGUUUUAGUUUGGAAGCAUUAAUCACAGAGAAUGUGUCAUUUUCCAAUCAAAGCAAUCCAGUUAGUCAGGAAGAGAGAAAAGAUGUGUUGCAGUGCAGUUUAGAAUCUUCAAGUAUUUCUGAAGGAGGCAGAGAUUAUGAAUUUUUUGAUGACCCCUUACUACAAAAUUACAAUUAUAGUGAAAUGUCACAGCUGCUUUCUGAGGCAGCUGGAAAAGAGGGUACGGUGACAGAGGAUGCAACAAGUCCCAAGAUGGAAAGUAUUUCUGAAAGUUCUGAUAAGGGUAGUGAUAAUCCUGAAAAUAAUUCUUCUAAAUUACCUGGAAGCUCAGGUGUCUGGAAUGACUCUGGAAAGAAUGGUUGUGGCCAAGCCAUAUCAAUUCCUUUGAUGGAUAAACCACAAGAACCUCUGGGAGAAGGGCAAGAAUGCUUACAUGAAGUGUCUCCUAACCAUCCAGACAUUUGUAAUUCUGAUUUAGUAUAUUUUAAAAAUAGCUUAGAACUGAUGAAGACCAAUGAAAAUUCUUUCACAGAUGAGUUUAAGAAAAAUCCUUCUGGAUUUGUUAGUGUUCCUGAUAUUACACAUAUGUCUGUGGUAGAAAAUUCAUUUUCAUUUGAAAUAGCUUCUGGGAGAAAUGAAAACUCUGAAAAUGUAGAAACUGCUACGAAUCUUCGUGGAGAGCCAUUUGCAGUGCUUAAUGACAAUUUUCUCCAAACUGCUUGGGAUUCACAGCCACGUGAAGAUUUGCAGUCUCCUAGAACAAGUCCUGAGGCAAGCGAAAUCCUUGAAAUAGCAAAUACCACAAGCAGCCUUUCAAAAGAUAUACAGAUCAAAAGCUAUUUGGAAGAAGAUAAUAUGUGGAGUAAUUCAAUAAAUUAUUAUACACACUCAAGUGGAACAAGUCCUGACUUAAGUGAUGCAUCUGUGAAUGUGUGGGGAGACUUUCCAGUUGCUAGUCAUCAUGAAAGGAGCAGGGAUGUGUGGGAGAUGAAAAAUAAUAAAAAUCUUGCGGAUUCUUUUAAAAAGCAGGAAUUUGGGAAUGAACAUGAAGAAGGAUUUGAAGCAAGCGGCGAAGAGAACAAAAUUCCUAAAAGCUUAGAUUUUUGGAAUGCCCAUGUAGAUGACGAUACUGUAUCUUCUUUAUCAAGUCCUGACAUAAAUGAGGAUUCAGAGAAUUCAGAGGCAUGUCCAGAAGUGAUUAAUGAAGAUUCAGUGUGUGAAAACAAACAGCACGAAGGGGCUGAAAAUGAAGAGGAUUGUGAUCAGUCCAAUGCAACAAGUCCUGGACCUAAUGAAGACAGUUUAGGUGCAAAAACUAAGGUGGGAGAGAAGGUCCUGGUAAGCACCUUUGGUGAAAAUUCUGAAUCAACUGAAGGCAAAAAGGUAUUGCAGGAGGAUGGGACUGUUGACUUUAUUGAUCAUAAUAAGACUACUCAAUCUACUACAGGCCACAGUGAAACACCUGACGAAAUAACUCACGUGAGUAUUUUCAAUGAAAAGCCAUAUAGUGGGGAAGACUCACAUUUGUAUCAAAUGAAUGAAGAUCCUGCAUCAACUUCUGCUGUUGGUGAUAAAGAAGAGCAUUCUUCAAAAGCUGUAGAUAGGUGGAGUAUGUCACUGGAAGCUGAUUCAAGAACUAGUCCAAAAUCCACAGUAGGAACAUCUGAUUUUCUAGAUAAUAGUUCAGAAUGGUGGAGUUCACAGCCCUGUGAAGAAAAGCAAUUGGAAGAUCAGUAUUCCGUGUCAAGUCACUCUGCAACAAAUCAGCUAGGAAACAGUAAAGAGUACUCCUGUGGCUCCCCUUCACAGGAUGAAGAACUAACAGAAACACAUUCCACAGAUACAGGUAAUGAUGAAAAUCCACCUGCCCCCCUGUACUCUGAUGAAAAAGAAAAUGAAAGACUAGUACAUUCUAUCAAUAGUCCUGAUGGUCAGAUAAAUGAAGACACUUUACAGUUCAAUCAAUUUGAUUCUUUCACACUGGAUAAAAAAGAAAGGGAGUUGAUAGAGCAGUUGUUUUCUGCAGAUGAGGAAAAUCAACUGAUUCCACAGAACUCUUUUUCAGAUGAGGAACAAGCUAUACCAAAUACAGCAGUUGAAGCAAUCACUGUACUGGAUCUACCAAAAGACGAUGAGGGAAAUGCAAAUCUUACUCCUCAAGGACAGCAGGAGGACACCUGUGAAGGAGUGCACUACUCUGUGCCAGAUGCUUUCACUGUAGAAGACUUAUCUUUUGAAAUGGCAGAAAAGUCAAGUCCAGAGUGGAAUAUAUUAGUUCCCCAAACUGCAAUUAUCCCAGAUAUUUUACAGGAUAACACACAGGGAAGUAAUCAACAGUUUUCAGUGGAACCUGACCUGUGGACUAAUGCUGAGCAGACUGUCACUUUGAAAUCAGAUGGUGAAAAUCCUGAUAUUUUAAGUCACUGUGACCAAGACAAUGGUUCAGAGUCAUCAAGCAGUCCUGAUGUGUGCCAGGAAUAUGGAGCUAAACAUGCCUCUGUCCCAUCUUCUCAGAUUGCUGUGGAGCCUGAAGACAGUCAGCCAAUUCAUACAAGAUCAAAUGUGAAUAAAGAGACACAUUUUGAUUCAAAGUGUCAGUUGGUAAUGCAGAAUGAGAUGCACUCUGAAAAUGGUAGCCCCCAGGACUAUGAACCAGUAAAGACCAAUGAAUUCUAUCAGCUUAUCUCUUCUAAUCUUCAGGAGCCUCCUGAAUUUGCAAUUCCAGACGAAUACAGUCUAGAAAAUAAGCUGGGUUUUGACCCUGUUGAGUCAGCUGAAAAUGCCAGCGAAGUUACAAAAGUAGCAUCCUUCGAUGUGAAAGACACGUUCCAUGGAAGUUUCACUAAUGCAAGCCAUCAAGGAGCACCAACUGAUACAGCUCAAAUAUCAACCUCUCAAAUGCAUUUGCUUCCCAUGGAUUUCAAUCAUCCUGAUAGGAAAGAACAAAGCUUAAAAGAAAUCAGUGCCUUGGGUGAAGUUGUAAAAUAUUCUGAUACUGACCAUACAGCAAUAACUGAUGUUGAGCUAGAUAGGCCAGAAGAAUGUGUGGAUGACUCUGACGCAGGGAUAGCACAUAGUAUCAGGGACACCUCAGCGACUAAUGUCCUGGCAGGCACAUGUGGUGGAAUGAACAUACUGACACUGCUAGACAGUGAGGCAGCAGAAGGGAAAUCAGAGGAUGAACGGACACUUUUUCCCAAAUGCUUUCUACCUGGUGGUAAUGAAGGUAAUGAAUCUCAUUCAAAUAAUCAACUGUUCGAUGACACAGCAAAAGAAUAUGAAGCUGUAAUUGAAAAUUGUGUUCCUGUGUUUAAGGAAAUACCUAAUGACCAAUCACCAACAGUGUGUACUCCACCAUCCUCUGCAUCUUUUGACGCUGAACCCUCUGGCAGCAGAGAGUAUGCAAACGGUGAACUCUUGUUACAGCAGCCAUUUUAUGACAGUGUUUCUUUGGAAAAACGAUUGCCACUGCCGGCUGCUCUGGAAGGUGCAGAGGGCAUCCUAAAGACCGAAGAUAAGGUGUCUGAGACAUCCAUGGAGUGUCUUGAGGAAAAUCUCACCCCAGUACCAUCGCCCUCCAUGUGUGAAGUAACCCCCCCAUAUACGGAUUUCUUGACAGGAAAAUCUGAAACAGAAACAGCUGAUCCUGACUCACCACCAGGUGGAGAUAGAAGAUCAUGUGACGAAACUGGCACUGACUCCCCACUUUGUACGGAGGAAAAGCUGAGAAAUUCCCAUAAGAGCCCUGAACUGGAAAGUACAGACAGUAAAGAAGAUGUGAGGAUGCAGGUGCUCCCAGCUUCACUGGAGAUGGAUUACAUCCUUGUUACUGAGGAAAAAAAUACACCUGCAACAAAUGAUACCCUUGAAAGAAGCAAAAUUGAUUUUGCAUUUCAAGAAUCCCAUGAAGGCUUUUCACCAGGCUCCUUGGAUGCCUUUCAGGCAAUAUCCAUUUCAAAUGAAAGCAAAGAUCAUCUUGUUUGUGGGACUGGAUGGGACACUGUUCACUUAGAAGAGAAAAAUUCUUCUGCUGUGCCUCAAAAGCUGGAUGGUGAAAGGAAAUCACAGGAAAGCUGUGGGCAAGACGAGGGUUGGAUUAUAUUGGGACAAAAUGAAGUAAGUGACCUAUCACCUGAAGAAAUUUCUGCCAAGACAGAAAUGCCAAAAUCAGGGUCCAGACAUCCUGAAGAACUGCCAUCUGUUGUAGCACAGGAACUGAUUCUUGACACUUGGACAGAAUUUCAGGUAGAAACUCCCCUUCAGAAACCUUUUGAACAUGAAAGCUGUUCUCCUUCAGAUGGCCUGGCUGCUGAGAAUGUGAGUUCGGGCAUUGCAGGAACAUCAGAGUUGCAGGUAGCUGGUGGUGAUAGUACCUGGGAAGCAAAUUCUCAACAGAGGCUUGGGAACCAUGUAGCAACAGAACAAGAAAUGAAGGAGGAAACGGUUCUUCUCAACAGUGACAGAGAAUUGAAUCAAAAAUCAGGGUUGGUACAAGAGGAUAUGGGAAUGGACAUCCCCUUAGCUGAGGGUGUACUGAGCCCCAGUUCUACGGAGAUGAGACCUGAACCUCCUAAUUCGCUUGAUCUUAAUGGUUCCCAACCCAGAAGGAUAAAGCUCACUGCUCCAAACAUCAAUCUGUCAUUGGAUCAGAGCGAAGGGUCUAUAUUGUCUGAUGAUAAUUUGGAUACUCCUGAUGAAAUUGACAUUAAUGUAGAUGACCUUGACACUCCUGAUGAAGCUGACUCUUUUGAAUACGCUGGACAAGAAGAGCAGACUGCUGCUAAGGAUGCUUCCCAGGAGGAGUCUGAAUCAAUCCCUGAGUAUUCUGCUGAAGAGGAGCGAGAGGACAACAGGUUAUGGAGAACAGUGGUUAUUGGAGAACAAGAACAGAGAAUUGAUAUGAAAGUCAUUGAACCAUACAAAAAGGUCAUUUCACAUGGAGGAUACUAUGGUGAUGGUCUGAAUGCUAUCAUUGUGUUCGCAGCAUGCUUCUUGCCAGACAGCAGUCGAACUGAUUACAACUAUGUCAUGGAAAAUCUUUUCCUAUAUGUAAUCAGUACCUUAGAGCUGAUGGUAGCUGAAGACUAUAUGAUUGUCUACUUGAAUGGAGCAACACCAAGAAGAAGGAUGCCUGGAUUGGGUUGGAUGAAAAAAUGCUACCAGAUGAUUGAUCGACGAUUACGGAAGAAUUUGAAGUCAUUUAUAAUUGUUCAUCCAUCAUGGUUUAUCAGGACAAUUCUGGCUGUAACACGACCUUUUAUAAGUUGUCUCACUUUGCAUUAUUGGGAAGAUACGUCUCUUGAGGGGAGGGGCAGUCACCUUCUGCUCAGAGCUGUUUCAGAGGCUUCGUGUUGUCUGGCUGUACCUGCAG